AUGGCGGACACGCACGACGACUCGUGCGACGCUAUGGCCACAGCCGACAACGCGCUCGGGGCGGGCAAUGAAUACGGUCUACAAGACUUAGCGCGUCUGCCGCUGCUCGAGCAAGUGCACCGUCUGUUCCACGCUAUCCAGCAGCGCUACCCCUACAAAGAGACGAACGCAUGGAAGACGCUGCCACUGGACCAAAAGAAGAAGAUGCUCAAUUACAUCCGUGACAAGCGCCAACGUACGCAGCGUCCGGAUGCCGACUCGGAGCUCGUGGCAGCAGAGACACACAACGCACUGGAUGCAGCACAUGACGCACCAAAGGUGGGCCCGACUAUGGCUGUCAAGUCGGAUCUCUACCUCAAGAUGAUCCAGCAGCGGAGCUUCCGCUCGAGAGGUCCAGGGACGACUGGAGCGGACGAAGGGGCGCGGCCGAGCCACCCAAACAGCGCGUACGUUGCGCCCGCACAAGUGCCUCACUACGAACACGCUACGACCAAGUUCAAGCCGAGGUGGCAACUUGCCGAGGGCGAGUUCUUUGACAAACCGUGCGCGUGUGGCGCCAAGCACGAUAUUACAUUGAAAGGAAGGCAAGUGGCGUUGAUGCUGCACACGAUUGGCUGCAUGAUGAGCACGUUUGGUGACAGUACGCACACGUGUUUGUCUGCUGUGGAGGAAGUGCAGGCAGUUGUUGGUGAUCAUUUGAAAAAGGUGCUAAGCUCGGUGGAUCCAAAGGUGCUGGGGGCUGCGUCGUGUCUGAGGACACUGGUCGAACUCUUUGACCAAGAGGCCGUCUACUACGGACGUUGGCGAGAAUUUCGUGGUGAAGCGAAACACGAAGAAAACGAGCUGGAGGACGUGGAGGAAGAAGAGCUGGCGGACGAGCUGGAUCUUUUUGCUGUAUCCGAGACUGAUGACGUGUUCAACGACGCGUUUUUGGAACGAAUACGCUUUGCUGACGAGCGCACAAAGACGAUGGACUGGUCAAACUACGAUGUGUUUGCAAGAGGUCGCAAGCUUAAUUUCAUGAACAACAAGUCUCAGCAGUUUCGUCAAUGGUUGGGUCUUGAAACGAUCUCGCGCGCUUCGCUUGAGUUUCUCAAUUUCGUCGCUUACCACAACAUUGGCCGAUUGGUGGAGUUGGCAAUCAAACACCGGACAGGUGGAAAGCUGGAACAGCUGGAGACGCCAUUGUUGAAAGACGAUAUUGAGUCCGUAGCGCUUCAGUUUCUCCCAGCGCAGCGUUUGCCCUACUUGAUCGAUCGAACGCGCUCGUCGACUGCGAAAACGCGACGAGUUGGCGCGAGUGCUGCCAACAGCAAGCGCGUACGGGUAGAACCGACAGCAAGAACACGUUCCCGAGCAAAGUCGUCUUCAUCGGUACCGAGCACAGCCACCGAAAUAACAGGACCAAGCUCGUCGACCGUCGCACCUCCAGUCGUCAGUGCUAGACCUUCGAGACUCAAAAGGCUGCGAUGA
This is a messenger RNA of Hyaloperonospora brassicae, 1473 nucleotides long. The record is from the annotation of a GenBank genome assembly. NCBI's taxonomy places the organism in Eukaryota, Oomycota, Peronosporomycetes, Peronosporales, Peronosporaceae.